AAGAUUGGGCUUGGUUCACAAAAUGGAUUGGGCUUUAAGCCCACAAAAUCCUUCAAUAAAUUAGACCUGCUGCCGGUAAGCGAACUCAUCGGCGAUCCGAACAUCUCAGUCAAAUUUUCCGGCGAGUUCAUCAGCGAUUUCCGGUUGUAUGUGCUUUGCGAUUGUAUUUGAGCUAAGGAUCCUCUGGAAAUAGCCUCUCUACUUGCACGAGGUAGUAGUAAGGUCUGCCUGCGUACACUCUAUCCUCCUCAGACUCGACUCGUGGGAUUACAUUGGGUUCAUUUUCAGGAAAAAAAAUGAAGAAAGGAAUUCACCCUCAAAUGCAAUGGAUAUCCUACGUGACGCAAAGUGGAAGGUUGAUGCACGUUAUGAUGACCAAAAUACACCAAACAGGCAAGGUUUAUCACAUAAGAGCUAGGCGUCAGAUGGCUCAAAGUAUUGGCCAGGUUGCAAAGUUUAAGCGCCGAUAUGGUCAGAAGGAGGAAGAGGAGGAAAAAACAGAUAAAUGAAUGCUUAAGUUGGAAAAAGUGUGUGAAGCUCUGAUGAUUUUGUGGAUGGAUUCAUCCUUAACUGGUCUUCUUGUAUGCUGUCAACACUUUGAAUAUCUGUUAAACGUUAGUGUAGAACCAUUUUUCCUGCCGUGCACACCAAAUUUUGGCUCUUCCUCCUGUCAUGUACCUUGGAUGAAAACAUUUUGUGAGGUUUAAUAAGAAACUUCAGCAUCGUUGUUUCUUUA
Messenger RNA from Capsicum annuum, 736 nucleotides. RefSeq lists its product as uncharacterized. Lineage: Eukaryota; Viridiplantae; Streptophyta; Magnoliopsida; Solanales; Solanaceae. The transcript is spliced from 3 exons. Bases 297 to 509 code for a protein of 70 amino acids. The record is from RefSeq and is a predicted model, not a curated record.